AUGGCAUCCAGUCCAGCAUUCUCAAUCUUCCCCAAGGCCCAGUCGGAAUACAAGAUUCCGCUACUGGCCGGUGACAAUGCCUACCUCGGCGAUCUGUUCUCAUCAGACAAGACCGGCGCCGAGAGCCCCAUAUCUGCCGGCCUCUACAGGCUAGAGAAGGGAGAGCCUCUAAAGUACACAUACACCUACGACGAGAUGAAGAUCAUUCUCGAGGGAGACUUCACUAUCUCGGAUGAAACUGGUCAGGAGGUGACAGCUAGUCCUGGCGAUGUUUUCUUCUUCCCGAAGGGAUCAGUCAUCACUUUUACCACAUCGAACUAUGGGCUGGCGUUUUACUGCGGUCAGAGAAAGCAUAGUGCAUUUUAA
Messenger RNA from Phaeoacremonium minimum UCRPA7, 366 nucleotides. RefSeq names its product putative ethanolamine utilization protein. The coding region runs from base 1 to 366 and encodes 121 amino acids. The transcript has a single exon. The record is from RefSeq and is a predicted model, not a curated record. Lineage: Eukaryota; Fungi; Ascomycota; Sordariomycetes; Togniniales; Togniniaceae.